Messenger RNA from Aspergillus nomiae NRRL 13137, 2361 nucleotides. Its product is annotated as putative translation elongation factor EF-1 subunit. Gene Ontology annotation, biological process: translation. The transcript is spliced from 6 exons. Lineage: Eukaryota; Fungi; Ascomycota; Eurotiomycetes; Eurotiales; Aspergillaceae. Gene Ontology annotation, molecular function: GTPase activity; GTP binding. The record is from RefSeq and is a predicted model, not a curated record. Bases 1 to 2361 code for a protein of 786 amino acids.
AUGUCGCGCCAUCGCGUAAAGGCUGUAGCUUACGAUGAUGAUGAUUUCGAUGAUGAUGGAUAUGACUCACCAGAUCCCGAAGAACAGGAAUUCCUCGAACAGUGUACUGCAGAGGUGUUGAGUCAACUCCUCGCGGGGUCGCCUUCUGUAACGGCCUCGCGGGACGAAGUUCAGGAAGCAUUAUGGCACUACUAUAACGAUGUGGCAAAGUCUGUGAACUACUUAAGAAAUAAGAAAGCUAAGGAAGUGAAGAAGAAGGAGAGCACGUCCGCUCCGGCUGCGAAGGCGAAAGUGCCUGCAUACCCUUUACCUCCUGAUCUGGCUCCGCAAGAGCCCCCACAUUUCUCCGCCGCAGACUUCUUCCGCGACUCACCGUGGCUCAAUGUCCCGGUGCAUCGUAAGGCCGAUAUUCUCAUAGAGCCUCUUUAUCCUCGGCUUGGACUUCUUGGUGGGUCUCCUGAAUCUGGUGGAAAGGUUUCGAAACUAGCUGCUUUGGCUGCUGCCCGCAAGAAAAAGGAGGGUGACAAGGCUUCAACUACGGCCCCUCCGCAGAAUGCUGAGGUGGAUAAGACACCAGCGCAUUCAACGGAGCAGAAAGGCGCUUCUUUAUCUCUCCGUGAAAGGCUUGCUGGCAAUGGGAAAACACAAAAGCCUGAGGGUGCCCAAUCGCCGCGUCCUUUGGGAAAGUUGUCCCGUCUCGGGAGCCAUUCACCCCAGAAGAAGCCGUCUCCUGAGCCAGUCAAGCAGAAUGGGACGUCGCCGAAUAAUUUAGCAAAUGUACAACAAGAGAUUACUGCAGAGCCUUUGGUCAAAGAGGAAGAAAAAGAACAGCCUACUGUCAAUAUUCGCGCCUCGCCUUCUACUUUCGCUAGCACUAUCGUUGGGGAUGUUACGCGACCAAAGAUGACCGAGCCCAGUCCCUUGCCCAAGCCAGAUGAUGUCGUCUUGAACGCACAAAGCUCUGCAAAAGGCUUCAAGUCGAAACAGCCUGCUUCUAAGCCGGCUGGCGAUAAGAAAAACCAAACCGACCUAGCGGGUGGCAUGAACAACCUAAGCGUUGCAGAGAAGGUGACCGUUAAGAGCAAGAAUCUGGACGUUUUAUCCGAAUACCAAAAGUCGAAGCGGAAAAAUGCCAUGAAUUUUGCAGUCAUCGGCCAUGUCGAUGCGGGAAAAAGUACGCUCAUGGGCCGCUUACUUGCUGAUCUGAAGGCAAUAGACCAACGGACCCUUGACAAGUAUCGGCGAGAAGCUGAGAAGAUUGGCAAAGGCUCUUUUGCUCUUGCCUGGGUGCUGGAUCAAGGUUCCGAGGAGAGAGCACGCGGUGUCACUAUCGAUAUCGCGACUAACAAGUUUGAGACAGAGAAGACCGUCUUCACAAUUGUAGAUGCUCCCGGCCACAGAGAUUUUGUGCCGAACAUGAUAGCUGGUGCUAGCCAGGCCGAUUUUGCUGUUCUUGUUAUUGAUUCAGGCACGGGGAACUUUGAGUCUGGCUUAAAGGGUCAGACUAAGGAGCACGCUCUUCUGGUGCGGAGUAUGGGUGUUCAGCGAAUUAUUGUUGCUGUUAAUAAGAUGGACUCUGUUCAGUGGAACAAGGAUCGCUAUGACGAGAUCGAGCAACAGGUUUCAGCUUUCUUGACCACUGCGGGAUUCCAGGCCAAAAACAUUGCAUUUGUGCCAUGUUCAGGCAUCAGUGGUGACAAUGUCACAAAGCGAAGCGAUGAUCCAAAUGUGUCAUGGUAUACAGGUCGUACCCUAAUUGAGGAGCUUGAAGCUACCGAGCCUUACUCCCAUGCCCUCGACAAGCCAUUGCGGAUGACCAUUGGUGAUGUCUUCCGCGGAAGCGUCCAAAAUCCCCUUUCGAUUUCCGGUCGGAUCGAUGCAGGCAGCUUGCAAGUGGGUGAUCAAAUUCUCACGAUGCCUAGCAGCGAAACGGCAUUGGUUCGAAGCUUGGAAGUGGACGGUGAACCGAGCGACUGGGCUGUAGCGGGUCAGAACGUGGUGCUCAACCUUGCAAACAUUGACCCCAUCCACCUGCGUUCCGGCGAUGUGAUCUGCCGUGCCUCUGCGCCUAUCGCCAAUAUCACAUCAUUCACAGCCAAGGUGUUGGCAUUUGAGCAUCUGAUGCCUAGCAUGGUUGACGUUCAUCGGGGACGCCUUCAUGUGCCUGGACGGAUUAGUCGACUUGUCGCAACGUUGGAUAAAGGCUCUGGUGCCGCCAUCAAGAAGAAGCCAAAAAUCGUUGGCCCAGGCUCCGUGGCACGAAUCGUCGUGGAACUGGAUCAUGCUGUGCCUUUAGAGGCGCCUACGAGAAUUGUUCUUCGGGCUGGAGGUGAGACCGUUGCGGCUGGGUUGUUGGAAUAA